Molecule: messenger RNA, 1924 nt
Organism: Triticum urartu
Lineage: Eukaryota; Viridiplantae; Streptophyta; Magnoliopsida; Poales; Poaceae
Source: RefSeq, a predicted model, not a curated record
AGCAAGCCAGCUAAUUACUAGCUCCUCCGCCUCUUCUUCUUGCUCUCCGGCAGCAAAGCUACCUAGCUCAACUUCAUUAAGCCAAUCCUUCUCUCCGCCUCCCAACCUUCUUUGCUCAUAAUCAAGGUUUAAAUUACCUACCUAAAAGGAAUGGGCAGCUUGGGCACCAACCCCAUGUCCUUCUCCGCCAUCCCCGACGACAAGGCGGCGUUCGAGCCGCUCAACCCCGAAGAUGUCCGUGCAUACCUCCACAAGGCCGUCGACUUCAUCUCCGACUACUACACCAACAUCGAGUCCAUGCCCGUACUCCCUAACGUGAAGCCGGGGUACCUGCAAGACGAGCUCAGCGCGUCCCCGCCAACUUACUCUGCGCCAUUCGACGUCACCAUGAAGGAGCUCAGGACCUCUGUUGUCCCCGGCAUGACGCACUGGGCUAGCCCCAACUUCUUCGCCUUCUUCCCCUCCACCAACAGCGCAGCUGCGAUUGCCGGCGACCUCAUUGCCUCAGCCAUGAACACCGUCGGAUUCACGUGGCAGGCCUCACCUGCCGCCACUGAGAUGGAGGUUCUCGCUCUCGACUGGCUUGCGCAGCUCCUGCGUCUGCCCACAACCUUCAUGAACCGCACCAGCACUGGUCGUGGCACCGGCGGUGGGGUUAUCCUUGGCACAACAAGCGAGGCCAUGCUCGUCACGCUAGUCGCCGCCCGUGAUGCAGUGCUGCGUCGAAGCGGCUCUGUCGGCGUGUCUGGCGUUCCACGCUUGGCUGUGUAUGCUGCCGACCAAACCCACUCCACGUUCUUCAAGGCUUGUCGCCUCGCGGGAUUUGACCCCGCCAACAUCCGCUCCAUCCCUACCGGGCCAGAAACCAAUUAUGGGCUAGACCCGACAAAGCUUCUCGAGGUCAUGCAAGCUGAUGCCGACGCUGGUCUUGUGCCAACAUAUGUCUGCACUACCGUGGGCACCACGUCUUCCAAUGCCGUUGACCCGGUGGGCGACGUCGCCGAUGUUGCCGCCAUGUUCAGUGCAUGGGUCCACGUCGAUGCUGCCUACGCUGGCAGUGCAUGUAUCUGCCCUGAGUUUCGCCACCAUCUCGACGGCGUCGAGCGCGUGGACUCCAUUAGCAUGAGCCCACACAAAUGGCUUCUCACAUGCCUUGAUUGCACAUGUCUCUAUGUCCGUGAUGCUCACCGACUGAGUGACUCAUUGGAGACCAACCCGGAGUAUCUCAAGAAUGAUGCUACCGAGUCCGGCGAGGUCACCGAUCUUAAAGACAUGCAGGUCGGCGUUGGCCGGCGCUUCCGCGGGCUCAAGCUUUGGAUGGUCAUGCGUACCUAUGGUACCGCAAAGCUCCAAGAGCACAUCCGUAGUGAUGUUGCCAUGGCCAAGAUGUUUGAAGAUUUCGUCCGUGCCGAUGACAGGUUUGAAGUGGUCGUACCGAGGAACUUUGCUCUUGUUUGCUUUCGGAUCAAGGCAAGUGGAGCCAUGACGGAGAAGGAUGCUGACGAGGCCAACCGCGUGCUAAUGGAAAAUCUGAACAAAACUGGCAAGGCUUAUCUUGCACACACGGUGGUCGGUGACAAGUUCGUGUUACGGUUCGCCGUUGGGUCGUCGCUGCAGGAGGAGAGGCAUGUGAGAAGUGCUUGGGACCUCAUCAAAAAGACUACGAGCAGUAUCAUGGAUUAAGUGGACAGACCUAUCGGUGCCGAAAGCUUUAGGGGCAACACAAAUCCCAAUAUUUAUGAUACAUUUAUUCUUUUAAUUUAUCUUUCUUUUCUUUUGCUUCGAUUCAGAUUAUUAUUUAUUUGGACAUGUGGUUCUUAUUUCCACUGAGGGUAUAUGUAUAUAGUAGGCAACGAAAUGGAUUGUAGACUGUAAAAGGUAAAAUGGCUUAUAUUGAAUGAACACGAGAUACUUUUUUAUUUGU